This is a messenger RNA of Lasiodiplodia theobromae, 1770 nucleotides long. RefSeq names its product Glycoside hydrolase family 1. Gene Ontology annotation, molecular function: beta-glucosidase activity. Gene Ontology annotation, biological process: carbohydrate metabolic process. The coding region runs from base 1 to 1770 and encodes 589 amino acids. Lineage: Eukaryota; Fungi; Ascomycota; Dothideomycetes; Botryosphaeriales; Botryosphaeriaceae. The transcript has 3 exons. The record is from RefSeq and is a predicted model, not a curated record.
AUGCCUUCCCUCGUCCUUCCCGUCCUUUUGGCCUCGUCCGCCAUCGCCGGCGCCCAGUUGACCUUCAAGGAGCCGGUGGGAAACUAUUCGACAAAGACCUAUGCUCUCCCCGCAAUCGAGACGAAGCACAGGUCCAACACCGACUACUCGGACGAGGCAUUGGCAUUCCUGUGGGAUCAGGUUGGUCCCAUCUCCACCGGUCCCGUCACCACCACCGUCUCGCCGACGCCCGAGCCCAGCGUGCACCCCGGCCCGGGACCCAUCCAUCCGCUUGUCCCCAGCUACGACACGAACCUCACGAACCUGAAGCUGCCCAAGGGUUUCAAAUGGGGCGUGUCGUCUUCCUCCUAUCAGAUCGAGGGAGCCGCCGACGCCGAGGGAAAGGGGCCCAGCAUAUGGGAUCUACUGUCUCACCGUGCCACUAACUUCGUCGCUGACAACACGACCGGCGACGUCGUGGCCAGCCAUUACUGGCUGUACAAGCAGGAUUUUGCGCGCUUGAAGAGCUUGGGCAUCCCGUCGUUCAGCCCCAGUAUCAGCUGGCCGCGCCUUUUCCCCUUUGGCAAGGGCCCCGUCAACGAGCAGGCUGUGGCUCAUUACGACGAUGUGAUUUCGGAAAUGGUGGCCAAUGGCAUCAAGCCGAAGAUUACGCUCUUCCACUGGGACACGCCUUUGGCUCUUUUCAACGAGUACGGAGCGUGGACCUCGCCCGAAAUUGUUGAUGAUUUCUUCAACUAUGCGAAGUUCGUCAUCUCCCGGUAUGACGAGUACGUUGAUGAUUGGUUCACUAUCAACGAACCGCAGUACUGCGACUGGCAGUACUCUGUCUACCCUGCUGGUGACUACUAUCCUGCAUACAACAACUACACUGGAGGUCUGCCGACGCGCUUCAUCUGUGGACACUAUACCUUGCUUGCUCAUGCAAAGGUUGCGAAAUGGUACCACGAGGAGUUCAAGGGACACGGUACUAUAACGUUCAAGAACUCUGGGAAUUACUUCCAGCCAAACACUUCCUCAGAGGCAGACGCCAUUGCAGUUCAGCGCAACUUCGAUUUCGUGCUUGGCUGGUUCAGCGGACCCUGGACCGAUGGAGACUACCCCCAAUCGUUGAAAGAUACUUUGGGUGACAUCCUCCCAGAGUACACACAGGAAGAGAAGGAUCUGAUCAAGGGCUCGUGCGACUACUUCGCCAUCGACGGCUACUCGUCCUUCACCGCCUUCGCCAUCGACGACUACGAAAACUGCUUCACCAACUCCUCCCACCCAUCCUGGCCCACCUGCGCGGGCAGCACCAACGCCGCCCCCGACGGCUUCCCCCUCGGCCCUGCCGGCGACCCCGGCGUCUCGUGGCUGACCGACGCGCCGCAAGGCCUGCGCCGCUUCCUCUCCAAGAUCACAAAGGAGCUCUACCCCUCCGUCAACGAGAUCAUGGUCACCGAAUUCGGCUUCGCCGAGCCCUUCGAGUCGCAGCUCGACGACCUCUCGACCAUCCUCUGGGACCUGCGCCGUGCCGACUACUUCCAGUCCUACCUCGACGCCAUCCUGCAGUCGAUCCACUACGACGGCGUCAAUGUCACCGGUGCCUUUGGCUGGGCCAUCUUCGACAACUUUGAGUGGUUGGUCGGCCUUAACACUAGGUUUGGUCUGCAAUAUGUCAAUUACACGGAUUUGACGAGGACGCCGAAGGCGAGCGUGUUCCAGUUUGUUAACUGGUUUAAUGAGCAUGAGGACGUGGAUGAGCCGUCUAACACGACAGCCAGGCUGUUGUAG